This is a messenger RNA of Ixodes scapularis (black-legged tick), 1060 nucleotides long. Its product is annotated as BEN domain-containing protein 5-like. Lineage: Eukaryota; Metazoa; Arthropoda; Arachnida; Ixodida; Ixodidae. The coding region runs from base 95 to 1060 and encodes 321 amino acids. The transcript has 8 exons. Gene Ontology annotation, molecular function: DNA binding. Gene Ontology annotation, biological process: negative regulation of DNA-templated transcription. The record is from RefSeq and is a predicted model, not a curated record.
AGCUUGUCGCUUUGUUACUUCAGCGACUUUAGUUUGUUUACGUGGUUUACGUUGUUUGUCUUUCUGAACCUCGUACUGCUCGUAGUUCGUCAGCAUGUUCGCGUACGUUCGGUACGCGCAGGACGGGCAACGUGCCAUUCUUCCUGUUUCACUGAUAAAAGAGUUCAGUCCGGAGACACCAGGCGACUUCGACAAGUUGUCUAGGGUACAGGCGUAUUGGCGUGGCGAAGAUGGUGAAGACGAAGGCUACUACCCAGCCUUCGUGAACGAAAUGGCAGAGACCUUGGAUAGUUUGCACAUGACAUUGAAGCGUGGCAGGUCACCUUUGCCACGGAAUAUUUUGAGCAAGUCACACCAGCCAUCCAAGAAUCCCUCUGUUGCAAGCAAGGAUGCAAGGCAACUUAAGCGGAAGAGGAAGGCGGAGGCCCAACAUGCUCAGCUCUCAAGCAUUCUGUCAACUUUCAACCGAAAUGGCAAAGCAGCAGUGGAGUCUGCACCCAGUACAGCCAUGUCAAGUUGUGAGAAAAAUGUGGUGGGAGAUGGAGAAUUGGACCUCAAGGAGCUGUUGCGAGCCAAGGAAGAGGAGCUCAAGAUAGUAAAAGCGAAGCUCCGCAAGUCUGAAGCAACCUGCAAGCGCCUUCACCUGGCUCUACUUGACAAGAUUGAAAUCGCCAGGGAUAGGGCACUCAAAAAGCCUUGCUGCCAAACCCCCCUUGAAGGAGCUGUGGUGGCGGAAUUUAUUUCGUUGCCAUCAACUUCUACUGCAGGUCUUUCUCAAGGUGUGCUACAGGAGCUGGUGGCACUACCAUCAAAUGCAGGUUCCCUGCCGUACCAGCCGGCGACGCCUGCCGUGGUGGAGAGCCUUGCUGCAUCCCGUGGUGCCUUGCCAUCGCCGGAUAGCCUGCCUGUGGAGAUGCAGCAAGAGCCCCCACAUCCUUCCUCGGCCGCGAUGCUGCCAUCAUCACCAGGCUGUUCCUCGAAUGACGGAGGCAUGUGCUCUUCUAUCUUGCAAUUUUCAACCAAACUUUGUGCUGGACACUGGCUUUACGGUAGCACUUAG